AUGAAGGUCACGUUCCGAGAUCUGAAGCAACAGAAGUUCGUCCUCGAGGUCGAACCCACCGACCUGAUCUCGGCUGUCAAGGAAAAAAUCUCCGGAGAGAAGGGGUGGGACCCUAAGCACCAGAAGCUCAUUUAUUCCGGCAAAAUUCUGAAGGAUGAUGAGACCGUCGCUUCCUACAACAUCGAGGAGAAGGGCUUUGUCGUCUGCAUGGUGAACAAGCCCAAGGAGAAACCAGCCCCUGCCGCUGAGUCUUCAGCUGCUGCUCCUCCAGCCACACCCGCACAGCCUGUUGCAAGUACUCCUGCUGUUCCAGCUGCUCCCGCCCAACCUUCCACUACUCAGUCCGCCGCCCCGGCCACGCCAACUCCGCAACGUUCUGGCGAAGCUGGGGGGGAGACAGGCUCAGGCCUGGCUAUGGGUGCUGAGCGAGCUGAGGCCAUUACAAACAUGGAGGCUAUGGGAUUUGAGAGGAGUCAGAUCGAGGCCGCUAUGCGCGCUGCCUUCAAUAACCCUGACCGUGCGGUCGAAUAUCUUUUAAAUGGUAUUCCUGAGAACAUUCAACAAGAACAGCAUGCUCGCCAGGCUGCCGCAGCCGGACCGACGCAGGCCACCCCUGCCGCCCCCGCCGCUCAAGAGGGCGGAGAGGAUGAUGGAGGCGUAAACCUCUUCGAUCUUGCCGCUCAGGCUGGUGGGGGUGGUCGCGGAGGAAGUGGCAGUGGUAGCGCGGCUGCUGCUGCUGCGGGUGCAACUCAGGGUGGUGCAGAUCUGGGCAACUUGGAUUUUCUCAGACAUAACCCUCAGUUCCAGCAGCUCCGCCAAGUUGUUCAACAGCAGCCUCAGAUGCUCGAGCCUAUUCUACAACAGCUUGGCGCCGGCAACCCCCAACUUGCACAGCUGAUUGCCGCCAACCCCGACCAGUUCCUCUCGCUUUUGGGCGAAAGCGCCGACGACGACGUUCCCCUGCCCCCCGGCGCCCAGGCUAUCUCUGUCACAGAAGAAGAGCGCGAUGCUAUUGAACGGCUAUGUCGUCUUGGUUUUGAUCGUGACCAGGCCAUCCAGGCUUAUUUUGCAUGUGACAAAAACGAAGAGCUCGCCGCAAACUUCUUAUUCGACCAGCCUGAUGACGAUGAACCUCCUACCAACUAA
Messenger RNA from Metarhizium robertsii ARSEF 23, 1146 nucleotides. RefSeq names its product UV excision repair protein Rad23. The transcript has 7 exons. Lineage: Eukaryota; Fungi; Ascomycota; Sordariomycetes; Hypocreales; Clavicipitaceae. The coding region runs from base 1 to 1146 and encodes 381 amino acids. The record is from RefSeq and is a predicted model, not a curated record. Gene Ontology annotation, cellular component: cytosol; nucleoplasm. Gene Ontology annotation, molecular function: damaged DNA binding; ubiquitin binding; polyubiquitin modification-dependent protein binding. Gene Ontology annotation, biological process: nucleotide-excision repair; proteasome-mediated ubiquitin-dependent protein catabolic process.